Messenger RNA from Saccharomycopsis crataegensis, 1065 nucleotides. RefSeq lists its product as uncharacterized. The coding region runs from base 1 to 1065 and encodes 354 amino acids. Gene Ontology annotation, cellular component: membrane. Gene Ontology annotation, molecular function: palmitoyl-(protein) hydrolase activity. Lineage: Eukaryota; Fungi; Ascomycota; Saccharomycetes; Ascoideales; Saccharomycopsidaceae. The transcript has a single exon. The record is from RefSeq and is a predicted model, not a curated record.
AUGACGGAUGGUGAUGCUGUUGUAACCACGAUAUACUCAUUUAUUCCAAAGCCGCUAUUUAACUUUUUGAAUUAUCCAAUAAUAGGUAAACUCAUCAAUUAUACCAAGAUAAUUGUCGGAAUCUCUUUAUCAAUAGCAACCUUAGGUUUGGUUGCAUUAUAUAAAUGCCAAAACUGGCUUGUUUAUCCUUCGGGAUUAAAUGAAGGCAGAACGUUCUACGAUACUCCAGAUAGCUAUGGAAUGAAGUACCAGUCGGUCAAAAUAACAACUUCUGACGGAGAGGUUUUGGAUUGUUUUGCUUUGAAGCACAAUCCAUAUGAUAAGGAUUAUACCAAUAAAACUGUUUUGCUUCUUGGUCCUAAUGCAGGGAACAUAUCUCACUAUUUACCAAUCGUGGAAUUCUUCCAUAAGUAUUACAGGUACAAUGUGUUUGUUUACAGUUACAGGGGCUACGGGAAAUCAACGGGGAGUCCAUCAGAAACAGGAUUAAAAAAUGAUGCGCGAGCCGUGCUUGAAUACCUUGCGAAUGAUAAGCAAUACUACAAGUCUUCGAUCAUAUUGUACGGAAGGUCUCUUGGUGGUGCUGUUGCAAUUUACAUCACCUCGUUGACAAGUAAAUACUGGAAUAAUCAGCAGGAGGAACCAAUGGAUGACUGUGGCUUGAGAAGUAGGAAAAAUGCCCAAGUCAGACCGGAUACCCCUAAAUUUUACCCUAGGAUUUCGUGUGUGAUAUUGGAGAAUACAUUUCUAUGUCUUGAGAAAGUCAUUCCAUAUAUAUUCCCAGUGCUCAAGAAUUUUUCCAAGUUGUGUACUCAAAAAUGGAGAAGUGAAAAAGAGAUUCUAAAUUCCGAUCCUAAAAUCCCUUUUCUAUUUCUUAGUGGUUUAAAGGAUGAAAUCGUUCCUCCAUAUCAUAUGCAACAAUUAUAUGAAUUGUCACCCUCAGAUAAUAAAUUCUUGAAGACGUUCAAGAAAGGUUAUCACAACAAUACCUGCAACCAGGCGGACUACUGGCAAAUCUUACACUCAUUUAUUCAAAAAAACGUUGAUCCUAAAGAACUAGAUUGA